Ipomoea triloba (trilobed morning glory) is the source of this 2331-nucleotide messenger RNA. RefSeq lists its product as uncharacterized. The record is from RefSeq and is a predicted model, not a curated record. NCBI's taxonomy places the organism in Eukaryota, Viridiplantae, Streptophyta, Magnoliopsida, Solanales, Convolvulaceae. The transcript has a single exon. The coding region runs from base 1 to 2331 and encodes 776 amino acids.
AUGAGUUACAAGCCUUACUACCCACCGCCACCGGAAUGUUACCGGGGUGAAGAUUCUCCGAUGCCAAUUAUAGGCGUUUAUAUAGCAGCUGCCUCUCUGCUCUGUUCCAUUGCAAUGUUCUUAAACUCAUGUUUCACUUUCAUUAACUCCUUUCCCAACUUUAAUGUCCGUUUCUCCGGCAAUUUCUUCCCUCUCAAUGCAACUUGGUUGACACUAUUAGCUGUGGCUACCAAGCUCGCAACUGAUCUCACAACUCCCAAGUUGUCUUACCUAGAUAACCAGGCCAAAAUUAUGAACACAGUUUUCUUAACUGUGGCGAUGAGUAAUUUUUUCACCCAUCUGGGCUCUAUGAAUAACGCAGAUAUUCUAACCAACCUCACCGCUUUGAGCAUAUUGGUGAUCACCGUGAUUGUCGAUUUAUGCCUCCAACUAAGUUUCCGUGUGUUUGGUUCCCUUUCAUUGGUAAUCCUCUUCCAAAUUGCUUUGUUGUUCUGCACGUGGAUAACAAUUGUGUGUACGGGUCUAGCAGUUCCAGCAAUUAAGAAACGCGCAGAAUCAAAGUAUCAGAAGCUAGCAGCUUCAGAUGAGAGGCAGAUGGAAGCUGGGCAACAACAUUAUAGCGUUGAAGAGCUGAGAUUGAGCAUUACAAAGUAUUGGGUGAUGGCAGCAUCUGGUAGCCCCCAGCUUCUGAUGAAAAGGUUGGUCACCUUCGUUUAUACCAAUAUCAUCUGCCUAUUUUCUGCAUGUAUUUCACUCGUAUCAUUUAUUAAUGGGGUGAGGACCGAUUUUUACUCGGAGUGUGGACCAAAGGAAUCUGAAUAUAAGUGGUCGGUCAGCUUCAUUUUACUUUCACAAUGUUAUGCCACGUUACCAACUAUGGUCAUAGCUAUAAUCUUCAUGAUUAGUGUGGUUAGUUACAAGUAUGAGAACAAUGGGAUCAGAAUCAGUAGAGAAGAAGUUACAAUUGAGUCUUACUGGACUGAAAAAUUGGUUGAGUGGAGGCAGCGACCAAUACCUAUAAAGUUUAAGAGAAACACACUGAAAAAACUUAUUCACAACAUAAAAUCUUUGAUUUUGACUUUUUGCAUACUAAUUCAGAUUGUGAAUAUAAUGUUGUGUAAGUUUUCUAGUGUUAUCUCUUUUUACUUGGUGCUUCCAUUAGUACUUUUAAUUAAUGCUUUAGGCAAAUUAAUUAAUCAUUAUUUAGGCAAAUUGUUACGCAAAAAGGAAGUUUCAGAGGUAGAUCGCCUCAAUUGCUUUGUAAUACUACUUGAAGGAGAAAAACAAUUCCCAAAAAAAUUAUUGAGAGGGAUUAUUAAUAGGUUGGAUAAACUUGUUGAGAUGGGUAAGAAGCAACAACCAAAACACCUAUUUAAUCUUCUCGACAGUGAAAGUUUCUCCUUUGCUGGCGUGGUAAACUUUGAUAGCAAUCGAGUUCCAAGUCUGUUGUCUGGUGAACCUCCUAAUUGUUGGACACUUCCGGUGGUGACACUAACAAGCAUCGCCAUUGCAAUUCCAAACAUCGCAAGUCGACAUGUUGAUUGGUUGGUAAGCAGUGCUAAUGAAGGCCUCCGCUAUGCAAGCCUCAUAGAUGUCUUGGAUAGAAAAUGUGGGUUGAAAAGUAUUAAAAAUGCAGCAGAUGUUGUGUGGGUGGGAGUUGAGCUUCAUAGGAAGUGGUUAGACAUGGAUCUUAAAAGAAAAACUGGAGAAAUAAGUUCUGUUAAGGAUAUUAUUCAAGAUCUUAAUGAUGUAUCUGAAAGGAUUGUUAUGGAGUUUAGCUCUAAGGAGAACAUAAUGAUAGUGGAAAAUCCACUAUAUUGGCCUGCGAAUGUUUUAGCUGCAAAUUCAAUGUACAGAAUUACUCGAACCAUUCUGCUAUACUAUGAAGAUGGUGAGUGCCAAGCUGAAGAGUUUCUGCUAUACUAUGAAGAUGGUGAGUGCCAAGCUGAAGAGUUGUUUAGGAAGUUAAUUUGCAUGAUUGCAAACAUAUUGGCUGCUUGUCUUACAAAUUUGCCGCAUAUGAUAUAUACUAAGUGCAUAUGUCUUACAAAUUUGCCGCAUAUGAUAUAUACUAAGUGCAUAAGCAGUGCAAUUGAGGAAAGACUAGAAAGUGUUCGAGAUGCAGCUAUAAUUUUCGGGGAAACAGAAGAUAUUCUAAAAUUGUUUGGAGAGCGUAAACUUUCAAGCACUGGUCCUAGUCAACCAUUAUGCAUUGAUGAAUGGCGUGGAUGGAUUGAGCAACAAGCAACAACAAUUUCAUCUUCUGCAACAUGCAAUGGAGCAUCCUAUGUAGAGUCCAAUGAACAUGUGGUUCUUCAAAUGCAUGCUUGA